UUUAGUUGUUGUUGUGUACUUGUGUUUCAAUUCAUUCUUCGGUUGUUCUCUAUUUGCGUUUUCUCAUUUUCUUUCUUUCGUUCUCUUCCGUGGAACGAGUAGUAGAAACUUGAAAUCAAAAGGCAGCGGGGGAAAAAGAAAAGAGAGAAGUAGGGUUCGAAAAUGGCAGCAGAAUCAUCAGAGGGCGAAGAAGAAACCAAGUUAAGCGGAGGUAACCAAUUGCUCAUAGUUGACGAUGACUUAACGGAAAUGGGAAAGAAAGCCGCUUGGAGCGUGAGUUCCUGCAAACCCGGUAACGGCGUUUCCUCUCUCCGUGAUGACAAUCUCGAAACUUAUUGGCAAUCCGACGGAGGGCAACCCCAUUUAGUUAACAUUCAGUUUCAGAAGAAAGUUAGACUUCAAUUAAUUGUGCUAUACGUGGAUUUCAAGCUUGACGAGAGUUACACGCCGAGCAAAGUUUCCAUCCGUGCCGGUGAUGGUUUUCACAACUUGAAGGAGAUUAAGACCGUGGAACUCGUGAAGCCAACUGGGUGGGUUUAUCUUUCCUUGUCUGGAGUUGAUCCUAGGGAUACCUUUGUGAAUACUUUCAUGUUGCAAAUUGCUGUGUUGUCAAACCAUCUCAAUGGAAGGGAUACUCACGUGCGGCAGAUCAAAGUUUACGGGCCUCGACCGAACCCUAUCCCACAUCAGCCAUUCCAAUUUACUUCAAGGGAAUUCAUCACCUACUCUUCUAUAAGAUGAGAGUUUAUGGAAGGAUUUGAUGAAGCCACCAAGUGUUAAAUCAAAGGAUGCUUCCCACUAAGUUAUUAUAGCAUCUGGAAGGUCUGAAACCAAAUCACUACAGACCGAAAUGUCAAAAAUACAUUUCACUUCAAUAGUAUUCUUAAAAAUUGUCAUAUCAGUAAAUGUGGCCAUCAGUGAUUCAGUAUCCUUUGUGUCUUGCUAGUAUUUAUAAUUUGUUGAGAUUUGCAAUGCUAUUCAGGGUUUGACUUCCUUGAAGAGUUCUAUAUUUAUUAAUUAACAAAAUGAUAUGUGCAUUGUGUGAA
Glycine soja is the source of this 1046-nucleotide messenger RNA. Its product is annotated as anaphase-promoting complex subunit 10. The coding region runs from base 163 to 741 and encodes 192 amino acids. Gene Ontology annotation, cellular component: anaphase-promoting complex. The transcript is spliced from 6 exons. Gene Ontology annotation, biological process: anaphase-promoting complex-dependent catabolic process; protein K11-linked ubiquitination. The record is from RefSeq and is a predicted model, not a curated record. NCBI's taxonomy places the organism in Eukaryota, Viridiplantae, Streptophyta, Magnoliopsida, Fabales, Fabaceae.